GGGAAGUCCGGCUCUACAACAUAGAUUCAAAAACUACCACAUACAAGCUUCGGCUCUCUUCUACCAUUCAGUUCUGUUUUGCACCUUUGAGCAAACUCAAGGCAGGGCUCGUUUCAGGCACGUGCACCGAGGGGGCCCAAAAAAGUUCGAAGGCAAUACACCCAGCGUAGCGUACUUGAAGCAACCUCCAGGUUUUUACGUCCUCUCUUUCACCAGAUCAACCUACCAACAAUCCACAAUGGCCAAGUCUAUGCGAUCCAAGGUCAAGCGCUCUUUCCGUGCCACCAAGCGUGCGGACCCCAACUCCGUCUUCUUCAAGCAAGAAGUCGCCCGUGAACUCCGCCUCGCCAAGAAGCUCGGUACCGCCGACAUCGCCGCCGCAGAACCCACCAACAACGACGAGAACACCAUGGAAGUGGACGGUGGUGAUGCUACAGCAAAUGCUGAUGAACAAGCUACCGACUCCGCUGCCGCAGACGUCGAGAUGAAGGCUCCCGAGAAGAAGAUCAGCACGUCUGGUCCCCGAGGUUCGAGAAAAGAGGAAUGGAAGGGUAUGAAGAAGACGAAGGGAGGUAACAAGAAGACCAUCGGUUUCGCUGGAUCUAAGAAGAAGAGAAACUAG
Molecule: messenger RNA, 622 nt
Organism: Saitoella complicata NRRL Y-17804
Lineage: Eukaryota; Fungi; Ascomycota; Saitoellomycetes; Saitoellales; Saitoellaceae
Exons: 3
Coding region: 239-622 (127 amino acids)
Cellular component (GO): preribosome, large subunit precursor
Source: RefSeq, a predicted model, not a curated record